Molecule: messenger RNA, 1323 nt
Organism: Dipodomys ordii (Ord's kangaroo rat)
Lineage: Eukaryota; Metazoa; Chordata; Mammalia; Rodentia; Heteromyidae
Gene: Gabrp
Product: gamma-aminobutyric acid (GABA) A receptor, pi
Exons: 9
Coding region: 1-1323 (440 amino acids)
Biological process (GO): regulation of membrane potential; signal transduction; monoatomic ion transmembrane transport
Cellular component (GO): neuron projection; synapse; GABA-A receptor complex
Molecular function (GO): extracellular ligand-gated monoatomic ion channel activity; GABA-A receptor activity; neurotransmitter receptor activity
Source: RefSeq, a predicted model, not a curated record
AUGAGCUCCGGACUCCUCUUGGCCUUCGCAUGCCUCGGUGUCCUCUCCCAGAGGGUGCGUGUCCAGGGGGGCCAGCUCCGCACGGAGGUGGGCAGGAGCGACAAGCUCUCCCUGCCUGGCUUUGACAACCUCACGGCCGGCUACAACAAAUUUCUCAGGCCCAAUUUUGGUGGAGCUCCGGUUCAGAUCGCACUGACUCUGGACAUUGCCAGCAUCUCCAGCAUUUCAGAGAGCAACAUGGACUACACGGCCACCAUCUACCUCCGCCAGCGCUGGACAGACCCACGGCUGGUAUUUGAAGGCAACAAGAGCUUCACCCUGGACGCCCGCCUGGUGGAGUUCCUCUGGGUGCCCGACACGUACAUUGUGGAGUCCAAGAAGUCCUUCCUGCACGAGGUCACCGUGGGGAACAGGCUCGUCCGCCUCUUCUCCAACGGCACGGUCCUGUAUGCCCUCAGAAUCACAACCACUGUUACCUGUAACAUGGAUCUGUCCAAAUACCCCAUGGACACACAGACCUGCAAGCUGCAGCUGGAGAGUUGGGGCUACGAUGGGAGCGACGUGGAGUUCACCUGGCUCCGGGGUAACGAUUCUGUGCGCGGCCUGGAGAACCUGCGGCUGGCCCAGUACACGGUGCAGCGCUACUUCACCUCGGUCGCCACGUCCCAGCAGGAGACCGGAAAUUACACGCGGCUGGUCUUGCAGUUUGAACUGCGGAGAAACGUGUUGUACUUCAUCCUGGAAACCUACGUCCCCUCCACUUUCCUGGUGGUGCUGUCCUGGGUCUCCUUCUGGAUCUCCCUCGACUCUGUUCCUGCAAGAACCUGCAUCGGGGUGACCACAGUGCUGUCCAUGACCACGCUGAUGAUCGGCUCCCGCACGUCCCUGCCCAACACCAACUGCUUCAUCAAGGCCAUCGACGUGUACCUGGGCAUCUGCUUCAGCUUCGUGUUCGGAGCCCUGGUGGAGUAUGCCGUUGCGCACUACAGCUCCUUACAGCAGGUGGCAGCCAAAGACAGGGGGGCGGAGAAGGAGGUGGAGGAAGUCAACAUCACCAACAUCAUCAACAGCUCCAUCUCCAGCUUCAAGGGGAAGAUCAGCUUUGCCAGCAUCGAGAUUUCUGGUGACAACAUCGACUACAGCGACCUGACCAUGAAGGCCAGCGACAAGUUCAAGGUCAUCUUCCGGGAGAAAGUCGGCAGGAUUGCAGAUUGCUUCACCAUUCGGAACCCCAGCAACGUGGAUCGCUAUUCGAAGCUCCUAUUCCCUUUGAUUUUUAUGCUGGCCAAUGUGUUUUACUGGGCGUACUACAUGUAUUUUUGA